AAAAAAAGAAGAAGAUUACUAAAAAUGAUCCUGAGAAGCGCGUCGUCACUGGACCUCAACCUACGCGCCGCCCAAAAAUCCUCAGCUCCACGUUGCUCAAACGGAGCUCGCGUUGCAACAACGGCUCGUCCCUUCUCCGCUUCUCACCGAGGAUGUAAGUCGAUGCCUAGAGCUUCUUCCGAUGGAAACCUCCACGAGAUGAGAAUUGCGGUUCAGAGCACAACCAAAACUUCAAGCGUCUACUACGACGACACGGCGUCUUCUAAGGUAUCAAGGCUCCACCAGGGAGGUUCUAACGGUGGAUUUGGCGGUAGAGGUGGAGAAGGUGGUGACGGUGGAGGUGGUGGUGGAGGUGGGAGCGUUGAUGGUUACUAUGAAGAGAUGAUACAACGUUAUCCUGGUGACGCUCUUCUUCUCGCUAACUACGCUCGUUUCCUCAAAGAGGUGAAGGGUGAUGAGAGAAAAGCAGAGGAGUAUUGUGAGAGAGCGAUGUUGUCUGAAGAUGGGAGAGAUGGUGAGAUGUUGUCUAUGUAUGGAGAUUUGAUAUGGAAGAAUCAUGGAGAUGGUGUUCGUGCUCAGUCUUACUUUGAUCAAGCUGUUCAAUCUUCUCCUGAUGACUGUCAUGUUCUUGCGUCAUAUGCUCGGUUUCUAUGGGAUACUGAAGAAGAAGAGGAAGAAGAGGAGGAAGAAAGUAAAUAUGAGAAUGGUUUCUCUACCUAUAACACAUCUGUGUCAGUUGUGUCCUGACCCUUGGUGCUGAUUUUAAACCGGUGUAAUAUAAUAAACAUUUAAGUCCGGUUUAAUCAUAAAAUAUCUUUUGCACAUUGAGGUAGACUGAUACUAAUGUGUUGGAAAAAUAGAACCAAGUAUCAAAACUCC
Messenger RNA from Eruca vesicaria subsp. sativa (arugula), 879 nucleotides. NCBI's taxonomy places the organism in Eukaryota, Viridiplantae, Streptophyta, Magnoliopsida, Brassicales, Brassicaceae. The record is from the annotation of a GenBank genome assembly.